Messenger RNA from Papaver somniferum (opium poppy), 1469 nucleotides. Its product is annotated as spermidine synthase 1. Gene Ontology annotation, molecular function: spermidine synthase activity. Gene Ontology annotation, cellular component: cytosol. The transcript is spliced from 8 exons. The record is from RefSeq and is a predicted model, not a curated record. Gene Ontology annotation, biological process: spermidine biosynthetic process. Bases 274 to 1257 code for a protein of 327 amino acids. NCBI's taxonomy places the organism in Eukaryota, Viridiplantae, Streptophyta, Magnoliopsida, Ranunculales, Papaveraceae.
AACGGUGAGUGUGCAAUUUCCAACCCUAAUUGAGAGGUCUAUCAUGUUUUUCGUUGUACUUGGUCUUCGUGUGGGCUCUUGAGAGGGUGUCCUGUUUUUUCUUUUUACUGGGAUUCUCUCUUUUAUUAAGAAAAAAAGAGAGGCAUCUUUCUUUUUGGCCCUUAUAUAUAUUCUAUCUAUAUCCCCUCUAGUCUAGUCUCGUGUUGCUCACAAUCACUACACUCGGGGAAGGAUUAUUGAGAGUUAGGGUUUAGAAGAAAGAAGAAAGUAUCCAUGGCUGAUCAGAACACUGUUGUUGCUGCUUCUGAUUUGCCUAUUAAGAGACCCAGAGAAGAAGAUGAAGUUGAGGCUACUACUAAAGCACCUGACGGUAUUUCUUCGGUGAUUCCUGGUUGGUUUUCUGAGAUAAGUCCAAUGUGGCCAGGAGAGGCUCACUCAUUAAAGGUAGAGAAGAUCUUGUUUCAGGGAAAGUCUGAGUACCAAAACAUAAUGAUAUUUCAGUCAGCUACCUACGGGAAAGUCCUUGUUUUAGAUGGUGUGAUUCAAGUAACAGAGAGGGAUGAAUGCGCCUACCAAGAAAUGAUUGCUCACCUUCCCCUUUGUUCCAUUCCAAACCCUAAAAAGGUAUUGGUUAUUGGAGGAGGAGAUGGUGGUGUUCUGCGGGAAGUAGCUCGCCAUUCUUCUGUUGAACAAAUAGACAUAUGUGAGAUCGAUGGGAUGGUCGUUGAGGUUUCUAAGCAAUUCUUCCCAGAUCUGGCAGUUGGAUAUGAGGAUCCUCGUGUAAACCUCCAUGUCGGAGAUGGAGUUGCAUUUUUGAAGGCUGUUCCUGAAGGUACCUAUGAUGCAGUCAUAGUGGAUUCUUCUGAUCCCAUAGGUCCUGCUCAAGAGCUUUUUGAGAAGCCCUUUUUUGAAUCAGUGGCAAAGGCUCUUCGACCUGGAGGAGUUGUAUGUACCCAGGCAGAAAGCAUAUGGCUUCAUAUGCACAUCAUCGAGGAUAUUGUCUCAAACUGCCGCCAGAUAUUUAAAGGCUCAGUUAACUAUGCAUGGACGACAGUACCCACCUAUCCUAGUGGGGUGAUCGGUUUCAUGCUAUGUUCCACUGGUGGGCCAGCUGUUGAUUUUAGGAAUCCAGUGAACCCAAUUGAGGAUAAAGAUAAUGAAAAGGCACCAUUGAAGUUUUAUAACAAAGAGAUACAUUCAGCCGCAUUCUGUUUGCCUUCUUUCGCAAAGAAGGUGAUUGAUUCAAAAUCCAAGUGAGGGAGCAAAUAAAUUCGACGGCAUAUGAGUUAAUUCUUCUGAUUUUCAAAUUUCUUUAUGCAAUUGUUUUGGUUUAUUUGUAGGAUCUCUAUCACUCAGAUUAUAGUAUUUUAGUUAAACAUGGUGAGGUGAUCCUCUGUUCGAACUUACAGAUGUCAGGUUAAUUCGACACCUAUUAUGGAACCAUUAAUUUUGCAUUUUUUUACCUCUGA